This is a messenger RNA of Acomys russatus (golden spiny mouse), 756 nucleotides long. RefSeq names its product KLF transcription factor 17 (gene Klf17). Gene Ontology annotation, biological process: regulation of transcription by RNA polymerase II. The record is from RefSeq and is a predicted model, not a curated record. Gene Ontology annotation, molecular function: DNA-binding transcription factor activity, RNA polymerase II-specific; RNA polymerase II cis-regulatory region sequence-specific DNA binding. The coding region runs from base 1 to 756 and encodes 251 amino acids. Lineage: Eukaryota; Metazoa; Chordata; Mammalia; Rodentia; Muridae. The transcript has 2 exons.
AUGGCCAUAGAGAGUCCAGAUACUCUGGGAGUGGCUGUACCCUUCAAUGAGAACUUGCCUUAUAGUGGCCCGCCGGGCUCAGUUUCCCCCGGGGUCUCAGUGUUGGGCCACAGCAGUGCCCUGGCAACGCCUAUUUCUGUACCCCUAACAGCACCUGCUUCCAUAGGCUCUUUAAAACACGAAAUAUUUUUUGUCCCAGGCACGCCUUCUCCUGGGACCCAUGCUAUGCCCCCCUUUACGGGUCAGCCCGUGCACUCUGGCCACCUUGGGCUGCCCCCAGCUAGGCACCAACCAUUGUCAGCUUUAGAAACCCAACACUCUCUUGUGAGCCUGUCAAACCUCCAGGAAGAACCUUCCCUAAGUGAUCAGCCCACACCUGCUCCACAGGAGACUGAGAGCCCCAGUACCUCAGGAGGGGCAACCAGGAAACGGCCUUACGUCUGCUCAUACGACAACUGUGGAAAAACUUAUACCAAGCGCUCUCACCUCGUGUGUCAUGAACGCACACACACAGGUGAAAAGCCCUACGUGUGUGAAUGGGAAAGCUGUACGUGGUCUUUCUUUCGCUCUGAUGAGCUCAAACGACAUAAACUGACCCACACCAGAGACCGGCCGCAUAUAUGCCGGGAGUGUGGCCGACGGUUCAUGAGAGCCGAUCACCUCAAGCAGCACGACCGAACGCAUAGGCGCCUCCCGAAGCCUCAAGCCGACAUCGAGCCGACAAAUGGUUUUCCUGUCUCGGGUCAGGAGCUUUAG